AUGAUCAACGACGUCAAGCGCCGCGCGCCCUUGUACUGGAGCGACUGGGCCGACGCGAACGACUACCGUGUCGUCCCUGCGACCGUGUACAUGUACUUCGCCAACAUCCUGCCUGCGCUGGCCUUCUCGCUCGACAUGUUCGCCAAGACGGGCAUGAGCUACGGCGUGAACGAGGUGCUGCUCGCGAGCGUGCUGGGCAGCGGCGUCUUCAGCCUGCUCGCCGCGCAGCCGCUGGUCAUUGUCGGCGUGACGGGCCCCAUCACCGUGUUCAACUACACCGUGUACGACAUCGUCACGCCGCGGGGCACGAACUACUUCGCCUUCAUGUGCUGGAUCGGCCUCUGGGCGCUGCUAUUCCACUGGGUGCUCGCGGCGACAAACUCGUGCAAUGCGCUCAAGUACGUGACGCGCUUCUCGUGUGACAUCUUCGGCUUCUACGUCGCCUUCAUUUACCUCCAGAAAGGAAUCCAGGUGCUCACGCGCCAGUGGGAGGUCAGCGACGCAUCGGCGUAUCUGUCAGUCAUGAUCGCGCUGCUCGUCACCGCCGUCGCGUAUCUGUGCGGCGUCGUGGGGCAGUCGACGCUGUUCCCGCGCCACGUGCGCAAGUUCAUCGAGGACUACGGGACGCCGCUGACGGUCAUUUUCUUCACCGGGUUCGUGCACAUUGGCCGCAUGUCCAGCGUCGAACUGCUCAAGCUGCCGACGGGCAAGAGCUUCGCCCCCACCGCUGAUCGCGGCUGGUUCAUCCACUUCUGGGACAUCAGCGUCGGCGACGUGUUCCUCGCCAUCCCGUUCGCAGUCCUGCUCACCAUCCUGUUCUGGUUCGACCACAAUGUCUCCAGCCUCAUAGCCCAAGGCACCGAGUUCCCGCUGCGCAAACCGGCAGGCUUCCACUGGGACAUCUUCCUGCUCGGCCUUACAACCGGCGUCGCAGGGCUGCUGGGCAUCCCCUUCCCCAACGGCCUGAUCCCGCAGGCGCCCUUCCACACGACUAGCCUGUGCGUGACGCGCGUCGAGACUGACGAAAAGGGUGAACCGAAGCGCGUCACGCACCGCGUCGUCGAGCAGCGCGCCUCGAACCUCGCCCAGGGCCUGCUGACGCUCGGCACCAUGUCCGGCCCGCUGCUCAUCGUGCUGCACCUCAUCCCCCAAGCCGUCCUGGCCGGGCUAUUCUUCGUCAUGGGCAUCCAAGCCCUCGAAGCUAACGGCAUCACAGCCAAACUCACGUUCCUCCUCUCCGACGCGCAGCUCGUCGCGCGCUCUGAACCGCUCGCGCAGAUCCAGCGGAAAUGGGUGCCCUGGGCGUUUGUCGCGCUCGAACUAGUCGGCUUCGGCGCCACCUUCGCCAUCACGCAGACCGUGGCUGCGAUCGGGUUUCCCGUCUUCAUCUUCCUGUACAUUCCCAUGCGGACCUUCCUCAUGCCGCGCUUCCUGACGCACGCUGAACUCGCCAUCCUCGAUGCACCGACCGCCAGUCCGUUCACCAUGGAGAGCGUAGGCGGGAACCACGCACAGGCUGGUGCAAGCAGUCAGGAGACCAUGGAGGAGGCGGAGCGGGGCGAGGGCGCGGGCGCGCUGGGCGCGAGGCGUGCGAGCAUCGGGGCCACGAGUGCGGGGAGCGCGCGGCGAAGAGCGAGCUUCAGGAGCGUUGAGCCGCGGACGGAGAGUCUGGGUAAGCACUGA
Didymella exigua CBS 183.55 is the source of this 1683-nucleotide messenger RNA. RefSeq lists its product as uncharacterized. The record is from RefSeq and is a predicted model, not a curated record. Gene Ontology annotation, biological process: borate transport; monoatomic anion transport; transmembrane transport. Bases 1 to 1683 code for a protein of 560 amino acids. Gene Ontology annotation, cellular component: fungal-type vacuole; plasma membrane. The transcript has a single exon. Gene Ontology annotation, molecular function: solute:inorganic anion antiporter activity; borate efflux transmembrane transporter activity. NCBI's taxonomy places the organism in Eukaryota, Fungi, Ascomycota, Dothideomycetes, Pleosporales, Didymellaceae.